This is a messenger RNA of Zalophus californianus (California sea lion), 8047 nucleotides long. RefSeq names its product TBC1 domain family member 19 (gene TBC1D19). Lineage: Eukaryota; Metazoa; Chordata; Mammalia; Carnivora; Otariidae. The transcript is spliced from 23 exons. The coding region runs from base 630 to 1931 and encodes 433 amino acids. The record is from RefSeq and is a predicted model, not a curated record.
GGCUUGGCGGGCUAGGGCAGGGGAAAUGUUGCAGGAGGAGUCGGAUCUGUCUCUCAUUAUUGCCCAGAUAGUCCAAAAGCUCAAGGGCUCCAAUUUGUACGCUCAGUUGGAACGGCAGGCCUGGGUGGUACCACAAGAUCUAAUUAAAGGUUGGCUGUUAAUUAGGUGCCUGCAAAGCCUUUGAGGUGCAUGCAGACCCUUUAAUCUCACUACACUGCCCCUCUGCACAUCCUGUCGCACUAUAAAAUCUGUGGACUAAGGUCAAGACUUUGUGGAGAAUAGCUAUACAGUGCCUGAAUCAUCAUCUGCCUGAUCCACCCCUGUCAGCCUGUCUUCAGAGACCUGAGAUUAAACUUGAAUCACUAAAAGAAGAUAUUAAGGAAUUCUUUAAAAUAUCAGGUGCUUGGCUGUUCCUUGCCCUUCCCUUGGCACAUUCCUGAUAGUACUAGUAGUGUGGUAGCCAGCACUGUUUUGGUGUUCAUUGAGCAAUGGAAGAAGGAUUUCUCCCAUCCUGAGAAAAUGGUUGGGAGAAGAAACUUCAGAAUGCUGUUUAUAGUGAGCUGAGUGUGUUUCCUUUACCUAGUCAUCCUGCUGCACCUCCUGAACAUCUGAAAGAACCUUUGGUUUACAUGAGGAAAGCACAGGGAAGUUGGGAAAAAAGAAUUUUGAAGAGUUUAAAUAGUAUGUGCACUGAACUGAGUAUCCCAUUGGCACGAAAGAGGCCAGUUGGAGAACAGAAAGAACUGCUCAGUAAAUGGAAUGAAAUGGGAACUGAUGAACCAGAUUUAAGCCUUUUCAGACCUGUUUAUGCACCGAAGGAUUUUCUGGAGGUGUUAAUUAAUCUUCGCAACCCAAAUUAUGAAAAUGGUGAUUCUCUUAGUUUCAGGACUCAUUUGGGUUUAAUCCAAGUACCUCUGAAAGUAAAAGACAUCCCUGAAUUGAAAGAAUUCUUUGUAGAGCUGGGCUUAACUACAGGACAGCUGGGUAUAGAUGAUUCUACACAAGUACCUCCUGAACUUUUUGAAAAUGAGCACGUACGUAUUGGGCAAAAAGUUCUAGCAGAACAAGAUGGUGCAGCUGCUCAACAGUAUAUCCGACAAGGAAGCCCCACAGCACUGAGAGCAGACUUAUGGGCUCUCAUUUUGAAUAUUUCCAGUCAACCGGAGGAUAUCUUAUAUUAUGAGCAGCUUAAGACCAAUGUGAUACAACAUGACCUUUUGGUGGACAGUCUAAUCUAUAAAGAUGUGAAGUUGACAGCAAGCAAUGAUGAUUAUUAUUUUGUAUUUGAAGAUUAUUUAUAUCAGGUAUUACUUUGUUUUUCCCGGGAUACAUCUGUGUUGGGUCAUUUUGCGUACAACAGUGCUUCACCACCAAAAUCAUACAUAAGAGGAAAGCUAGGACUAGAAGAAUAUGCAGUCUUUUAUCCACCAAAUGGUGUAAUCCCUUUCCAUGGAUUUUCAAUGUAUGUUGCACCGCUUUGUUUUCUCUACCAUGAACCUUCCAAAUUGUAUCAGAUAUUCCGUGAGAUGUAUGUGCGUUUUUUCUUCAGACUCCAUUCCAUCUCUUCUCAUCCUUCUGGUAUUGUGUCCCUCUGUUUGCUGUUUGAAACUCUUCUUCAAACCUAUCUCCCCCAGCUCUUCUAUCAUCUCCGAGAAAUUGGGGCUCAACCACUUCGCAUAUCCUUUAAAUGGAUGGUUCGAGCUUUCUCUGGAUACUUAGCUACAGAUCAACUCCUGCUUUUGUGGGAUAGAAUCCUAGGAUACAACUCCCUGGAAAUUCUUGCUGUGCUGGCGGCUGCUGUGUUUGCUUUCCGAGCAGUGAACCUGAUGGAGGUGACAUCACUGGCUGCAGCCGAAGCAGUUCUUGCUGACCUUUCUACUUUAAAAGUUAUGCCUCUUCUUCAAAUUUUUCUGUUUGCUACUGUCACCUGAUCUUCUUCAAGGUCACUGACAACACAUCUAGUUUUUCAUUAGAAAAUAAUCAUGAACUAUGCAAACUGCAUAAAACCAAAAUGAAACUUUGCAUAUAAGCCAAUAAAGAUCAUGUUCCCUCUUCAUUUAAACCUAAGUAGUUUUUCACUUUUUGAAACAAUAACUCCGCACACCAAAUAUUGCACUGCAUGCUGCUGAUUUUCAAGAGAGAAGCAAUAGACAUAACUUCUGCUAAAUUGAGCAUACUAUAUAUAUAUACUCCUGACUUGUAAAAGGCAUGUAACAAUAUAUGCAAUAAGAACUCAAGCUACUGUAAUAAACUUGAAGAGGUAAUGUAGCCUCUGGGACAAUUUUCUUCUGUCAGUUUGCAAAUUUAUCUCUAGAUAAUGUAUCAUUUUGUCUUGUAAAUUGCUCUUCACUCAGAGCCAGGGGUGGCGUAGAAUGUGGGAAGAUUUGAAAAAGGUAAUGGAAUUCAAACGUACUUUAGUGUUCUUAACGACUUUUCUCUCACCGGACAUCUUCUAGAUCCCCUUCCACUUUAUUUCUCCCUGAAAGGUCUCAGUGGGGCAGGUCAAAUCCAGUUGUCUCCAUCUGACAGUAUGUUCUUCAUCACUUUCCGAAAAAAGAAAAUUACAGAGUGAUCUCUUCAAACUCCUCAACCUUCCACCUCUUGCUUAGAAGACUUGAUGCUGCCGGAGUCUGUCACUUUGGAAGAAUGCAGAGAGGACACCCACGGAUUUAAUGAAGGGAAUGAAAAAUCAAAGGCAUAUCCGCUUCUGCUGAAUCUUGGUUUAACAAGAUUUACUUCCAGGGCAGAGCAGCUGAGAAACUAGCGGGAGGUACGAUAAGACAUUCAUUUUAGAACUGAAGACAUUAUGCUGGGCAUCAGUCUUAUUUUGGUCUUUAUUGUAGGUGAAGGGUUUUAUUUUAUAUCACUUCCUAAAGACCUACCAUUUCUGUAAUUUGGAAUGAUAGAAUGUGAAAAAAAAAAGUCAAAAUUUCAACACAACUUUGAAUCAAGAGAUUGAUGCUCUUACUGAAUGCCUAGAAUUGUAUUAGGUUUUGUCCAGAUGUAUUUCCUGAGUCUUUUAUUUGAAGAGUAUAUAUAAAUUAGGGAAUUUCUGAGGUUUAGCACAAGACUGCAAGUGUGAUGGAGUUUGAUAGAAUUAGUUCUUAAUUUGAAAAUCUUUAUGCUUUAUUCAUCGGUGCUUAUUGAAAACAAAAUAAUAAUUUAUUAUUCAGUGAUUGAUUCUUGAGAAACCCCAUUUCAUUGCUUUUGGAAAGUGAUUCAGUUAUAAUCAUAUGCUUUGCCAUUUGGGUGUGUGCAAAUGCACAUUCAUCAUGAAGAUAAGCACACACCUUUGACUACUGUCUUCCUUUCUUCCCUGUUGGAGUUUUAAAUGGUUAAGGUCAACUGUAUACAGCUAUGCCCAUUGUUGGCUUCUUUAAGAGAAUAUGCAUAAGCCUUUUUCCAAAACAGAAAUGUAGUGGUCUAGUAGAAAAACUCUAGACUGAGUUCUUGUCCUAGCAGUGAGUCCCUAGAUAAUUUAAUCCCUCUUAUCUGUAAUUGAGGGGGUGGAGGGUAUGAGGGGCGGGCAAUAGGAAAUUAUUGUAUUUGUUCUUGUUUACCUUACCAGGUUGAGUAAGACUAAAUGAGAAGAUAUAUUUGAAAGUGAUUGAUUUUUAACUGCAAAGCACCAAGCAAAUGUAAGAUGUUGUUGGUAUUAAUUUUAAAUAUGACAUUUUAAGGCCAAGUGGAAAAAGAUAUAAAUGAAGAAUGCUUAACUUCAUUAACAUCUGUCUGACUUUAUACUAUAAAAAAUGAAAUCUGGAACAUGGCAGAGCAGAUCCUUUCAUCUGAAACAGGUGGUUCCAGCCAGCAGAGCUGAAUCCGAACCCCAGAGCUGCUACACAUUUUGCUGCCGUCACAAACCCCUCCCGGCCGCGCUUAGCUGCUAGUUGAAAAUAGCACAUCAAGGGCAGUCGGGCUGUGUUGCCCCCUCUGCCUCUCACCGCACUCCUCACACUGCCCCUCCUGGCUUCCUUCCUCCUGUGUCCUCCUAGGCCACCUCCUACCAACCCCCGAAGCCCCCACAUAUGCUCUGCUAGUGGUCACAAGGCCCCGAGUGACCGGUGUUAACCAGGUAAUCUUUCUGUCUGCAGCAUUCACACUGAUGGCAAAAUAAGCUAGUAGGCAAAAUGUGUUCGGCUCUUCUGGAUUUCAGUUCACCCACUAAUGUAAUAUGUGUGACUUUAUAUGAUGGAAGAGUUUAUUGAACAAUCUCUCUGAUAGAACCUUUUGGUAGUGCAGCACUCUGGCUAAUUGAAAUUUCCAGCAGGUCUUAACGGCAUAGCACCCUCUUAACACUCAGCAGGUACGCUCUCUUCCUAUUUCAUGGAGAAAAUAAAGACCAUUAAGGUUGAACCCCCUCAGCCUUCUGCUUCAAACUUAGCUUUAUUCUCCCUAUACUCAUCUCCUUCCUUCUUCUCUCGGGAAGUGUCUAGUCUAUUCCUACAGUUCUCUAAAUACAGGCUCGGUUUUUCACUUCCAUGCCUAAAAAUUCAACAACACCCUAUUGCUUCAAGGAUAAAGUCUGGGCUCUGUAGCAUAGCAGGAACAAUUCUCCACAGCUUGGUCUUUCCAUUCUUGGGCCCGCACUCUGAUCCAUUAUCCUAUACCUCACUGUCACCAGGUUACUUGAUCAUCUUCAACCAGCUGUGGCCAUGCCCUUUGUCUCUGCCAGAAGGACCUCCAUAUUUCAAGGCCCAACUAAAAAAAAAUCUCUCUUGUGAAGACACCCUGGAGUCUGUAUAUUGGAAUAAUUAUGCCUUUCUCUUUGUUCUCAUAAAACUGCUCAUCCACUAAUAUGGGUGCUAAGAAUAUUGAGUGACAGUUUUUUGUAUGCAUGUUGAUUCUCACAUCACUUAUUCUGAAGUCAGUUUUCAUUGACUGGUCCUAAGUAUGGAGGAUAAAAAAAGAAUUUGUCCAUUGUGUUUGUAUCCCCUGACUUAUUCUAAAAAUUGUUGGGAUCUGCUUUUCUUAAAACAUAAUUCCUCCUAAGUAUCUACUAGUCUCCCUUCUUCCACAAAGGUUCUAAUUUUUAUUUGGAGAUUUCCCUGCACCCUGGCACCGUAUGCUUCAGAUGAAGCUGACUCCACCCCAGGACCUCUGCGUCCUGGUCAAGCCAGUCACUGUGUACCAUCCCUCUUGGCCACAGGGAUUGUUUCAGGAUCAGUGCAAAAAUCUAAGACCAGUGAGGACCAAUGAAACUUGAUUACAAGACUUCGGUUUAAUCUUUUGGGAAAGCUGGGCAUAAAAAAGAGAGGAUAUAGGGUCUGGAGCUGCAGCCUAGAAAUGGAAAGCAUGAAAAGCUGCUCUGUUGACCUUGUUGAUCCCCCAGUCACAUUCUACCAAUCUGCCCCUGGACUGUUUCGUUACCUGAGCCAAAAGAUUCUUUUUGCAACAGAAAGGAUCCUAACUGAAGGUGCAGUUAUUUUACCUUUUAGAUGACCCACUACAACAGGAGUAUCAUUACGUGGUACGGGACUCCUGUCUACACACUGCUUAAACUGGAGGAAUCUUUUUUUUAACUUUUUUUCAUUCAAGACACACCAUGACCUUACAAGGAUAAAUUCUAUGUUCCAGACCUACUGAGCCACCUGAAGUACCUUAAACACACAGUAUGUCUCUCAGCUUUGGCCCUUUGCCCAUAUAGCACCCUCUGCUUAGAAUGCCUUCUCUUCCCUCUUUACUGAACUCUUGCUUGUACCUCAAAACCCAACUCAGGUGUUGCAUCAUCAGGGAAGACUGCUUUCUUAUGAAUUCUCCUCAUACAUAAGUUAUAUCAUAAUCAUAUGUUAGCUUGUCUUUCUUCCACUGGACUAUAACUCCUUAAAGGCCAAAAUGGUUUCUUUUUCAGCUUUAUAUCUCUAGAGCUGGCAUUGUGCUUACCCCAUAGUGGGCUUUAAUAAAUGUUUGUUGAAUGAACAGAUGAAAUCAUCUAACCUAAUUCACUUAUUUUACUGAUAAGGAAACUUGCUCAGUUCAGAGUAAUAACUUGUUCAGUGUCACACAACUAUUUUACCCACUAAGUUGACUUGUGGAGUUGCCUCCACAGGGAGAAUAACUUCCCUCCCAAAAGAAAAGAAUAUCUUGAGAGAAAAAAACACUUCAUAACUUUAUAAGCACUUCAUAACUUUAGAAACACUUCAUUUUUGCAUUUAAAUCCACUUUGCUAAGGUAUAAUUUAUGUACAGUAAAGUGUAUGCAUUUUAAUUUUACAGUUCUGUAAGGUUUAACACACGUAUAGACCCACAUCACCAUCACCACCACAAUCACUUGUAGUAUACGACAUUUCCAUUAUCUGAAACAAUUCUCUUUAAGCCCCUUCCCAUUUGAUCUCCCAUUCAGACAACCAUUCAUCUGCUCUGUCCCUAAAGUUUAGAUUGGUCCUUUCUAGAGGUGCGUGUAAAUGGCACUCCACAUAUGUACUCUUUUUUUGUCUGUUUUUUUUUGCUCAGCAUAAUGUUUGAGAUUCAUCCAUGUUGUGUGAUUAGUUGUCCAUUCCUUUUUAUUACUGAGCAGUAUUUCAUUGAAUGACUAUUUCAUACAGUUUGUUUAUCCAUCAUUGUUAAGGGCAUCCAUGUACUCAUAUUUUGGCGUAUUACGGAUACAGCCACUAUAAACAUUUGUGCGCAAGCCUUUAUGUGGACAUAGAUCGGCCUUUCUUUUGAGUAAAUACAUAGGAGUAGACUUGCUGAGUCAUACGUGAGCAUAAAUUUAACUCUCCAAGAAACCUCUAAACUCUCUUCUGAAGUGGUUCUACCAUUUUACGUUCCUACCAGCAGUGCGUAAGAGUUCUAAUCGCACUAAAUCCUCACCAAUACUUGGUAUUAUCAUGUUGAUCAUUCUAAUAGGUGGUUUUACUUUGCAUUUCCCUGAUUACUAAUGAUGUUGAGCAUCUUUUCAUGCUUAUUUGCCAUGUAUACAUAUUCUUUUUUAAAAUGUUCAAAUAUCUUGCCCAUUUUUAAUUAUCUUAAAUUGUAAGAAUUUCUUAUUCUGGAUACAUUUACGUCUUGUAACAUUUUCUCCCAUCCUGUGGCUUAUCUCUUAAUUUUCUUAAGUAUCUUUUAAAGAGCAAAAUUUUUAAUUUUAUUGAAUCAGUUUAUCUUUUUUUUUUUAGGGCUCAUGUUUUUUGUGUCCUAUCUAAGAAAUUUUUCCAUAACUGAAGGUCACAAAGAUUUUUUUCCUAUGUUUUCUUCUAGAAACUUUAUAGCUUGAGCUCUUACAUUUAGGCCUAUAAUGCUUUUUUUAAGUUAAUUUUGUGUACAGUACAAGAGUUAAGGAUUGAGGGUCAUGUUUUUGCAUACGGAUAUGCAAUGUCCCAGCACUCUUUGCUAAAAAAAAAACAAAAAAAACCCACACACAAAAAACUAUCCCUUUUAUGUCAGCACCUCUGUAUAAAAUCAGUUGAUCAUAUAUCUGUGGGUUUAUUUCUGGACCCUAUUCUCUUCCAUGGAUUUAUGUCUGUCCUUGUCUAUUUAUGUCUAUUUAUGUCUAUCCAAUACCACACUGUGUUAAUUUUGUACCUUUAGAGUAAAUCUUGAAAUCAGGUAGUUUAAGUCCUCGAAUUUUGUUUCCUAUGUCAAAAUUAUUUUGGCUAUUCCAAGUUCUUUGCAUUUCUAAAUAACUUUUAGAACCAGCUCUUCCACUUGGUACCAAAAUUUUUUUAAAAGAUGCUGGGAUUUUUAUUGAAAUAGCAUUGAAUCUAUAAAUCAGUUGGAGACAAUUGAUACUUUAACAAUAUUGAGCCUACCAAUCCAUGAACAUGAGAUACCUUUCCAUUUAGUUACGUCUUCUUUAAUUCCAUUCAGUAAUAUUUUGUCCUCCAUGUAGAGCUCCUGUACAUAUUUUGUUAAAAUAUCCUUAAUUCUUUCACAUUUUUAUGCUAUUGUAAAUGGUAUUUUUAAUUUCACUUUCCAGUGGUUUGCUAAUAUAUAGAAACACAAUUGAUUUUUUAAUAUUGACCUUGUAUCCUGAGACCUUGCUAAACAUUCCUAAUACCCCUCUUUGUAGCCUCCCUAAGAUUUUCUACAUAUACGAUAUGUCAUCUAUA